Bombina bombina (fire-bellied toad) is the source of this 1927-nucleotide messenger RNA. Its product is annotated as male-specific lethal 1 homolog. The transcript has a single exon. NCBI's taxonomy places the organism in Eukaryota, Metazoa, Chordata, Amphibia, Anura, Bombinatoridae. Gene Ontology annotation, cellular component: MSL complex. The record is from RefSeq and is a predicted model, not a curated record.
AAUUAAGGAAGGCCCAAUCCGGGCCAGGUGAUCCCUGUUCAGGGAGGCUUGGGUGCGAGGCGGGGGCCCUGGCGGACAAAGGGGCCGGGGGAGCAGCAGGGGCGGCAGUGACCGGUGCUGGUGCGGCUACUACGGCGGCUACCGGGCAAGGCCAAGCACCGGCCUCAAGUUCUACAUCCCCCGGCCCCCGUUGGAGGCCGCCGCUAAGGGCGGGAUCGGGUCCCGGCGCUUGUUUGAAGCAAAUUGUACUCCUACAGUUGGAUCUGAUUGAGCAGCAGCAGCAAAGGAUCCAGGACCGGGAGCGGGAGAUCGGGGAGCUCAGGGCGGAAAAAGACACGCUCCUGGCCCGUAUUGAGCGGAUGGAAAGACGUAUGCAGUUGGUCAGAAAGGACAGUGAAAAAGAUAAGCAGCGCACAUCACAGAGCCGCGAACCAGCUCCUGAAAUGCCAGAGGGUCCUCUCUUGGAGAGUGCAGGGAUUGGGGAGUUUCCUCUGGAGACCUUACCACACCUCACCAGUCUCACCCCAAAACCCUUUUCUUAUGGUCGCAAUGGAAAAGGACAUAAAAGGAGGUCAGCGUUCCGCAGUUCUGAUCGUAGGACUCCCAUCAAAAGGCUUGCACCAGACCUUUCAAAAGUAAAAAGCAAAAUGCCCCGAGCACCUGCAGAAGGGGAGGAUGAUGAGCCUGGGGGUUCCCUCUCUGAAAUUAUUUGCCAGAGGGAGUUGCGAAGCAAGGAGACCCCAGAACAAAAUAGUUCCUCGUCAGAUACCCCUCUAAAGUCUUCAUGUGGGUUGCUCACAACUCCUCUGUUUAAGGACACCAACCCUCUCUCUAGUGAGGUAGACUCUCUGCCUUACCUCUCCACCACAGACAUGUAUCUUAGCCGAUGGCAUCAGCCGCCCCCAUCUCCUUUAAGAGAACUGUCUCCCAAGAAGGAAGAGUGUGUUGCAAUCCCUUCCUGGCGAGAACACACCAUUGAACCUCUCGAGAAUGUGAAUUCUUCAGACAUACCAGAGAAUCUGGAUGAUACAGUAUUCACGAAGAGACAUGCCAAACUAGAGCUUGAUGAAAAAAGGAGGAAGAGGUGGGACAUUCAGAGGAUACGUGAACAGAGGAUCCUUCAGCGAUUGCAGCUAAGGAUGUACAAAAAGAAGGGGAGUCAGGAGUGCGAGCCUGAAGUCACAUCAUUUUUUCCUGAUCACGAUUAAGUGGAAUCUGUAAUGAUCACUCCCUACCUCCCUGUUGUGGUAUUUGGACGUCCGCUGCCUAAAAUUACCCCACAGAAUUUUGAGCUCCCCUGGCUAGACGAGAGAAGCAGAUGUCGGCUGGAAAUGCAGAAGAAACAGACCCCACAUUGGACUCCCCGCAAAUAAGGGUUGUCUCAUUCCUACAUCGGACUUGUCGUCUGCUUUUCUUGGGAAUAAAAGUGCCGAAGUUUGACAUUUAUGAGGUGCAAAUACGAGGUUAUGGCUGUGUACGCCAUUUACUGUCACAUACAGAAGGACCUGCAGUGUGGAGUCUAGGUGCCUGUCUUUAAUAUGAAAGACCAAUCAUUUUUCUCCUCGUCCCGAGCGUUUCACCUUCUUGUUGUAGCAAACAAUAUCAAUCACAUUUCCUGUAUAUGAUCUCCAACGGUGCUAGAUGUACUUAUUUUCUAUACACCUCGCCAUGUCAUGUGGAUUUACUUACAGUAUCUUUAUUCUCUUAUACUCAAAAACAGUUUUUCCUUAGUUUGCUGUGUAUUCAUGCAAACCUGUCUCUACUCCUUCUUACACUUAAAGGCAUAUUUCAUUUUGUAUCAUCUUGCAUUACUUUUGUCUGCAUGUAGAUAUGGAAGGUAUGUCACCAUAUUUAUAUCUGCUCUCAUGUAUAAUAUAUACCAGCUUCCAGUUUCUCCUGUUUGAUAAAGCAUAUUCAUUUGGAUCCA